Molecule: messenger RNA, 1217 nt
Organism: Falco peregrinus (peregrine falcon)
Lineage: Eukaryota; Metazoa; Chordata; Aves; Falconiformes; Falconidae
Gene: VPS25
Product: vacuolar protein sorting 25 homolog
Exons: 6
Coding region: 111-635 (174 amino acids)
Biological process (GO): protein transport to vacuole involved in ubiquitin-dependent protein catabolic process via the multivesicular body sorting pathway
Cellular component (GO): ESCRT II complex
Molecular function (GO): structural molecule activity; protein homodimerization activity
Source: RefSeq, a predicted model, not a curated record
CUUCGCGGGGAGGGCGGGGCUUCUCGGGAGAAGGCCGGAAGUGGGGCGGGCCGGCCCGGAAGUGGGGCGGGCCGGCCCGGAAGGCGGCGGUGGCGGAUCUGGCGGCGGCGAUGAGCUUCGCAUGGCCCUGGCAGUACAGCUUCCCGCCCUUCUUCACGCUGCAGCCCAACGGUGAGACGCGGCAGAAGCAGCUCUCGGCCUGGUGCGCGCUGGCGCUCGCCUACAGCCAGCGGCACCGGCUGCCCGCCAUGACGGUGCGGGAGGCCCAGGACAGCCCGCUCUUCGCCAACCACCGCCUGCAGCGGAAGCUUCCGCUGGAGUCCAUCCAGGUGGUGUUGGAGGAGCUCCGCAAGAACGGGAACCUGGAAUGGUUAGAUAAGAACAAAACCAGUUUUCUGAUCAUGUGGAGGAGACCAGAAGAAUGGGGAAAGCUCAUCUAUCAGUGGGUGUCGAAGAAUGGCUUGACCAACUCUGUAUUCACGCUGUAUGAAUUAGCCAGUGGCGAUGACACAGAGAACGAAGAGUUCCAUGGCUUGGAUGAGACUAUGCUGCUCCGUGCUCUGCAAGCCUUGCAGCAAGAGCAUAAGGCUGAAAUUAUCACGCUGGAUGAUGGCCGAGGCGUCAAGUUCUUCUGAUGGAAGCCCCUGCCCCUCCACUCUUCCCUGGCUGCUGAAGCGGUCUUGCUGUGAAGGUUUGCACUCCUGGCCUGGUUUCAAGCCAUGACUGCAAGCAGCUGCAUACUUGGGAUUUCUUGGGGCAAGGAGAGUCUGCGAAGCCUUCCAAAGAUGUGACUUCUUAGAAAUAUUCAGAGAUCCUCUGUCUGUCUUUUCUCCCUGUUGAUUGUGCUUGAGAGGCUAAAGCUGCUCUAGGCAGCUCUGAGAGGGACCACCCAGAAGUGAAAUAAUGGGACUGCUCCAGUUGCUGGUCCCCGUUCCUGCAAAGGCCACGGAGCAGUCUCUUCAGCUGGGUGGUUGAGCUUGGCCUCAAAGGGCAUCUCCUUCCCUCCUGGCAGCCGUGUUUCAGGCUCUGCAGUCCCUGCUGUGUUGCCAAGCAGGGUGAGAGCAAGUGCGAGGAACUUGCUGUCGCUGCGGUGCUGUAGAAGACCUCAGUGGCAGACUGAUAAUGUGCUUGCUGCAAAGCAGGCUGUGCAGCGGGGUGGGGGUGGAUGCCAAGGAACUACAUUUGAAGUAAUUAAAAUGAAAUGUAUUUAUAGAGCA